AUGCUGCGGCUGCUGCUUGUCGCAUCGCUGUGCUGCUCCUGUGCAGCAAGCACUUACACUGCCACAUGGACGGAGCUGUCAGCUUCCACAGGUGACCAGAAGCACCAUGCGAGAGCGACCAACGCUGUCACCAUCACACACCCCACUGACGGGCAAUGGAAGCCCGCAAUCGAUUAUCACGUCCUCGCUCGAUCGGGAGAUACCUUCGGUACCAACAUUUUCGGAGCAAACAUCGACAAGGAUCAAAAAAUCAUCGCGAAAGAUGCUACCAGUGGACUGGCACUCGUGAGCGCUUACCCAGAUUUCACUUCGAUCAUCAAAGUCGGAGAUGUUAUUCAUAGCAUCACGCAAUUUGAGGCAACUCCUAACACAUUAGGCGUGGAUGACACGUCUAGCCUCGGAGUUGCGUAUCACUCUAUCUUGAAUCAAGCUGCUGAUGGAACGCUUUCUAUCAAGUCCACCAAGGCAAUCGACAUGUCCUCUCAUCAAGGUGUCUGGAACCCAUGCGCUGGUAGCGUCUCGCCCUGGUCCACUCACUUGGGCUCAGAAGAGUAUGAGCCAGACGGCAGACUUUGGACAACUUCCACAGGAGCAGGGGCAUCCACAGACUACAAUUUUCAAUCUAUGAAAGCGUACCUAUUGUAUUAUGCAGUUGAUCCGACACCAGUUACAACAUGGGAGAGUUUGAGGGCCUCCUCGUUCUAUCCCUACAACUACGGCUUUCCUUGGGAGGUCACUGUCUACAAUGACAAGGACCCGGUAUCAGUCAAGCAUUAUUCCAUGGGAAGAAGAGGCCACGAGCUUUCUUAUGUCAUGCCUGAUAAGAAAACCGUCUACAUCACCGAUGAUGGGUCGUAUAAAGUCUUCACCAAGUAUGUCGCAACCACCGCAGGCGAUCUUUCCAAGGGCAGACUGUUUUGUGCAAAAUUCACGCAAACUAAGAGCACAGGAAAUGGUGAAUUCACAAUCGCAUGGAAGGAACUGGCGGGGGAGGUGACAGACGCUGAAAUCAAGCAAGCAAUUGAUGCGAAGACAAACUUCACGGACAUGUUCGACACUGUAGUUUACAACACCACUACCUCAAAGUGUGUCGAAGACGGUUACUCGGAAUACCGAACAUCCAGCACUGCUGUAGAGUGCGUCAAAGUCAAGGCUGGCAAAGAGAAAAUUGCAUCCCGUCUUGAAACAAGGCGAUUUGCAGCAACAUUGGAUUGCACUAUUGAGUUUGAAAAAUGGGAGGGAAUCACAUACAGUCCCUCGCUUAACAAAAUGUACACAGCAAUCAGCAAAGUGGACGGUGGAAUGACAGAUGCUCUUGGCGACAUUCGAUUGCCCCAGCAGAAGUGCGGUGCAGUGUACGAGCUCGACGUUGACAGCAGCACUUACAGUGUGACUGCAAUGAGGGGGUUCAUCGACGGAGGAAGUUAUGCAUCUGGGGUCUGCAGUGCCGAUGGCCUUGCGAGCCCCGACAACGUCGCUAUGAUCGAGGAUUACGGUCAGCUGCUCAUCGGAGAAGACACAAGCUAUCAUCAGAAUGACUACGUGUGGGUCUACGACUUCAACACCAAGAAGAAGACUCGUAUCGCUCAAGUUCCCUACGGAGCUGAGAGCACUUCCCCCUACUGGUACCCCAACAUCGGGAAGUUCUCCUACAUCACUUUUGUCGUUCAACAUCCUUACGGAGAGAGCGAUACCACCAUGGUGGAGGACACCGCGUCGACAGGCAAGGCAGGGUACGUGGGUUACAUUGGCCCGCUUCCUCCCGUGGGAAGUGUAGCGCGCGAGGCUGCCACUGCUGCCGCUGUUGUUGCUGCUACCAAGUCUGCAUCCUCUGCGUUGGCCCCCUGCUCUGCCUUGGCUGUUGUGACUGUCGCCAUGGCCGUCAUGAUGCGCUCCUGGUUUCAUUGA
This is a messenger RNA of Guillardia theta CCMP2712, 1908 nucleotides long. RefSeq lists its product as hypothetical. The transcript has 15 exons. The record is from RefSeq and is a predicted model, not a curated record. Lineage: Eukaryota; Cryptophyceae; Pyrenomonadales; Geminigeraceae. The coding region runs from base 1 to 1908 and encodes 635 amino acids.